UGAAAGAAAAGGAGUCGGGAACGGAGAAAGGAAUGAGAGCAGGCGGAGCCAGGAAGCUGGGGGCGGGACCUCUCAAGGAACCUGCACACCUGUACCACCUCCGUUCCUUCCUCUGAGGCGCUGUAGGUCCUGGUGAGCCCUGGCUGAAAUGAGCCAGCCCCAGGCUUCCCUUUGAAAUGGCCAAGUGCUUCCGACACAGAUGGGUUAGUUAGCUGGUCCGUGAGUCGGCGCUCGCUACCCGCCCCUGGACACGGAGUUGCGGCUAGCAGACCGGGUCCAGCCAAAGCUGCUGCUGUGUACCACCAGGGCAGGGGACGGACGGGGAGGGGGGGGGCUGAUGUGAGCCCUAGAGGUGGGCCACUGCCCUUUCCAGGUCUGUUCCAAGAAGCAUUAGGAUUCCACAGGGAACAGGUGAGACUAAGAGCUUGCGCAGCUGUUGCAGAGGCUGAAGACCCUGCCUGGGGAAAGGUGAGUUAAUUCAGUGGGGGACGCAGCUUCUGGAAUCAAGAUCGGCAGCUGGGGUGGAGUUGCCCUGCCUGCUCCCAUGUCAGCUGAUGAACACCUGGACCCGAUUCCUGACAGCUUCAUCCUGCAGCCGCCGGCCUUCCACCCGGUGGUUCCCUAUGUCACAACGAUUUUUGGUGGCCUGUAUGCAGGCAAGAUGGUCAUGCUGCAGGGUGUGGUCCCCUACGUGCACGAAGAUUCUCUGUGGGUCUCUGACCGGAAGGACAUCUCAAAAGCCACACCACACCCCCACCAGGUUUCAGGUGGACUUCCAGUGCGGGUGCUGCCUGCAUCCUCGGCCAGACAUUGCCUUCCACUUCAACCCUCGCUUCUACACCGUCAAACCCCACGUCAUCUGCAACACCCUCCAAGGUGGACUCUGGCAAAAAGAGGUCCGGUGGCCCGGUGUCGCCCUGCAGAGAGGCGCGAGCUUCCUCAUCCUCUUUCUCUUUGAGAACGAAGAGGUGAAGGUGAGUGUAAAUGGACAACAUUUUCUUCACUACCGCUACCGGCUCCCACUGUCACGUGUGGACACCCUGGGCAUAUUUGGUGACAUUUUGGUGAAGGCUGUUGGAUUCCUGAAUACCAAUCCAUUUGUGGAGGGUAGCAGAGAGUAUCCAGUUGGCUAUCCCUUCCUGCUGUCUAGCCCCAGGCUGGAGGUGCCCUGCUCACGCACCCUUCCUCGGGGUCUCUGGCCCGGGCAAGUCAUUGUAGUUCGAGGAUUGGUCUUGCAAGAGCCAAAAGAUUUCACCCUGAGCCUGAGGGAUGGGGCCACCCAUGUUCCUGUGACACUCAGAGCUUCCUUCACAGACAGAACACUGGCCUGGGUCUCCUCCUGGGGACGAAAGAAGCUGAUCUCAGCCCCCUUCCUCUUUUACCCCCAGCGUUUCUUUGAGGUGCUGCUCCUGUGCCAGGAGGGAGGGCUGAAGCUGGCACUCAAUGGGCAGGGGCUGGGGGCCACCAGCCUGGACCAGAAAGCCCUGGAGCAGCUGCGGGAGCUCAGGAUCAGUGGAAGUGUCCAUCUCUACUGUGUCCACUACUAAGGAGGGCUCCAAGGGCACCCCAAUCCGAGAAGAGGAAGGGCAGCUGCAGCCAGGGCCCCACAGUACAGCCUGGACCACUGACCUGUCAUCACUGUGCAGGCCUAGUUCACAUCACAAGCUUGAGUCUGCAAGAGCAUCAGGGCCCCACGGCUAGGGAAGGCUUACAGCUCUGUGCCUCCUCUAUCAGGAGCUUGGUGGCUCUAUCUUCCUAGACUAUACUCGGGGGACAAAUGUUAUAACCUCACAAAGACACACACGCGCGCACACACUUAUUGCAUUUUAAUCAAUUCUGAAAACAAGGGCCCAGGUCAGUGUGGUGUCUCUGCACUCCUCUUCAGCAUUCAAACUCUGUCUUGGCCCUCGUUCCACCACUCCAUGGGGCCAUGUGGCUGAAGCCCUAUCCAGGCCCAGCCACUGAGAAGGCAAAUAGAGUGUGAGAAGAUGAGCCCCAGGCCUAUGAUCAACACAUACCGUCUACACUCACAUUUCCAUCUAUACUUGAAGCCUUUGCCCAAAGUGACAAACACCACAGUUGCUUGCAUAGUUUUGGCCAAAGCAAAAUAGCCACAUCCCAGAAAAACACACUGAUAAUGGGACCACAUUUUAGGCACCCAACCAUGUAAACAACAGUAAUCUUUCCUAAGAUUAUAAUAUAGUCUAGGUGGGUCAGAGGCAAUGCCAUCUAUGUUUGUAUAAUAUACUCCGUGAUGUUCACACAGUGGCAAGAUGGUCGAAUAAUGAAUUUCUCAGAAUGUCUCCCUGUCAUAAAAUGAUACAUGACUGUAUUUAGCAGAGCAAGUAGACCAGGAAAAAAAGGAAGACUGUGGAGGGUUUGAUUUGGUCUACUCCUGGAAAUAAAAUCUGGGUUCACCUCAGAGUGGACUUCAGACUCUAUCUCU
Molecule: messenger RNA, 2446 nt
Organism: Peromyscus leucopus (white-footed mouse)
Lineage: Eukaryota; Metazoa; Chordata; Mammalia; Rodentia; Cricetidae
Gene: Lgals12
Product: galectin 12
Exons: 9
Coding region: 555-1547 (330 amino acids)
Biological process (GO): lymphatic endothelial cell migration; intrinsic apoptotic signaling pathway
Molecular function (GO): lactose binding; integrin binding
Source: RefSeq, a predicted model, not a curated record